AUGGAAAACCAUCUAUUGCUUUACAUUUUAUUACUGAUUCCUGCUUUUGCAUCAUCAGACUUCUUCGUAACACGUGUCAGAAACAUCAAGAAGCGAAAUGCUGAUAACGACUUGGUUGUCAAUGGGAUAGAAAUCUCUAGCAUGAAAAUUGAUAGUAAAAUAACCUCCCGAUUUGCUCACAAUGUCAUCACCAGUCAAGCUGUCAAUCGUGGAAACGUGCACAAAGAAGUCUUCUUUGAUGUUGACCUCCCUAAGACAGCCUUCAUUACCAACUUCAGCAUGACAAUUGAUGGUGUCACUUAUCCUGGAACUAUCAAGGAAAAAGAAGCUGCAAAAAAGCAAUAUGAGAAGGCUGUUUCAAGGGGAGAGACUGCUGGUCUUGUCAAAGCUUCUGGAAGAAAAACAGAAAAAUUCACUGUCUCGGUCAACAUUGAAGCAGCCAGUAAAGUCACUUUUGAACUCACAUAUGAGGAACUGCUGAAACGACAGUUUGGAAGAUAUGAGAUGUUCAUCAAAGUAAAACCAAAGCAGCUUGUCAAAGAUUUUGAGAUUGAAGUAAAUAUCUUUGAGCCCCAGGGUAUCACUGAGCUGGAAGCAGAAGGAACAUUCAUCACCAAUGAGCUGCAAAAUACCAUUAAAAAAACUUUCUCAGAGAAAAAGGGGCAUAUCUCCUUCAAGCCGACGCUUGAUCAGCAGCGAACCUGUGCAAAUUGCUCACAGUCUGCCCUGGAUGGGGAUUUUACUGUAAGAUAUGAUGUGAAGAGAACAACUCCAGAUAAUUUGCAGAUUGUCAAUGGCUAUUUCGUGCACUUCUUUGCACCAACAAAUCUUCCAAAGUUGAGCAGGAAUGUUGUUUUUGUAAUAGAUAUUAGUGGCUCAAUGUCUGGAAGAGAAAUAGAACAGACAAGAGAAGCACUUCUAAAAAUCUUAGAUGACAUGAAAGAAGAGGACUUCUUCAAUUUCAUACUGUUUGGCAGUGAAGUACAUACCUGGAAAGAAAUGUUAAUCCAAGCCACUCCAGAGAAUUUGGAUGAAGCAAGGAAGUUUGUUCGGGACAUUGACACUAGAGGCGCGACAAAUUUAUAUGGUGGUAUAAUGAGGGGAAUUGAUAUGCUGAAUGCUGCUCAUGAACAAAACCUAGUGCCCAAGAGAAGCGCUUCUAUAGUUAUCAUGUUAACAGAUGGCCAACCGAAUGUAGGCAUAUCAAAUACUCAGGAAAUUCAGGCACAUGUGAAAAAAGCCAUUGAAGGAAAAUAUCCCUUAUAUAAUCUUGGGUUUGGCUAUAGCGUUGACUACAACUUCUUGGAGAAGAUGGCACUGGAGAAUAAAGGACUGGCCCGUCGCAUUUAUCCUGACUCUGAUGCAGCUUUACAGCUUCAGGGGUUUUAUGAGGAGGUGUCAAAUCCCAUGCUCACUGAUGUGGAGUUAAAUUACCCAGAAAAUGAAAUAUCAGACCUAACUAGAAACAGUUUUAAGCAUUUCUAUGAUGGAUCUGAGAUUGUGGUGGCUGGACGCUUAAUAGACAACAACCAAAACCAUUUGACUGCAGAUGUGAGAGGGGAAGGUGCUAAUGAUGCCCUGUCCUAUACUACACAACAUGAUGCUGAGGAAACAGCUAAAGCUUUCCAAGAACAAGAAUACAUAUUUGGAGAGUACAUUGAAAGGCUCUGGGCUUAUCUCACCAUUGAACAACUCCUAGAAAAACGUAUUGCAGCUUCAGGAGAAGAAAAGGAGAAUCUUACAGCUGAAGCCUUGGAUCUCUCACUAAAAUACAAGUUUGUAACACCAGUGACAUCCAUGGUGGUAACAAAGCCAGAAGACUAUGACAAUAAAGAUGGGAUUGCUGAUAAACCCAUUGAAGGUAUAGGCAUUUUCACAAUUGUACUUUAUGUGAGCAUCCAAUACUACACUGACUGGUCACAACCCACAUGGCAUACUAGUGUUGAUGGAGAUCCACACUUCAUUAUAUCGGUGCCAGAAAAAGAAGAUGCCAUUUGUUUCAAUAUCAAUGAAAACCCAGGAGCUGUGUUAAAUUUAAUAACUGACCCAGUUACAGGCAUCACAGUCAAUGGGGAGCUCAUUGGUGAUAAGAGAGCAAACAGUGAUGCAAAGAUCCAAAACUCAUAUUUUGGAAAACUUGGCAUUGCAAAUAAGUACCUGGAUUUAAAGCUGACCGUAACUCCUGAGAAGAUCACAAUUCAGAAUGGCAAUAAAAAAACAGGUUUCACCUGGCUUGACUCAGUCACCUUGCAACAAGAAGGUUUAACUUUGAUAAUUAACAGAAAAAGAAAUGUGGUGCUCACAAUGGGCAGCGGUGCCUCCUUUGUUAUUGUUUUGCACCAAGUGUGGAAGAAACAUCCUCUACACCAAGAUUUCCUGGGACUGUAUACAUUGGAAAGUGACAAACUGUCUGAACAGACCCAUGGACUAUUAGGACAGUUUUUCCACCCCAUUGACUUCACCAUACUUGAAAUUCAUCCUGGAUCUGAUCCUAAGAAACCAGAUGCCACUAUGAUUGUUAAAAACAACGAACUGACAGUAACAAGGGGCUGGCAGAGGGAUUACAGAAUCGAUCCGCGUGGCGUCGAUAUCCCUUGCUGGUUUGUUCAUAACAACGGAGCUGGGCUGAUAGAUGGUGUUCAUACAGACUAUAUUGUUUCCAGUCUGUUUUAA
Molecule: messenger RNA, 2673 nt
Organism: Melopsittacus undulatus (budgerigar)
Lineage: Eukaryota; Metazoa; Chordata; Aves; Psittaciformes; Psittaculidae
Product: inter-alpha-trypsin inhibitor heavy chain H3
Exons: 21
Coding region: 1-2673 (890 amino acids)
Biological process (GO): hyaluronan metabolic process
Molecular function (GO): serine-type endopeptidase inhibitor activity
Source: RefSeq, a predicted model, not a curated record